Messenger RNA from Hibiscus syriacus, 416 nucleotides. Its product is annotated as replication protein A 32 kDa subunit B-like. Gene Ontology annotation, cellular component: site of double-strand break; chromosome, telomeric region; DNA replication factor A complex. The transcript has 4 exons. The record is from RefSeq and is a predicted model, not a curated record. Bases 29 to 376 code for a protein of 115 amino acids. Lineage: Eukaryota; Viridiplantae; Streptophyta; Magnoliopsida; Malvales; Malvaceae. Gene Ontology annotation, biological process: nucleotide-excision repair; DNA replication; double-strand break repair via homologous recombination.
AACUCCAAAGCUUGCGGAAGAAGCCCUGAUGCAGGCGAACGGAUUUGAUGGAAACGCGGCCUUUUCUGGCGGCGGAUUCAUGCCUUCUCAAGCCACUCAGUCCGUUCCCGAUCGGCCCUCCUCCAAAAACAGUGAUACAAGGUGCUUGAUUCCACUCACAGUGAAGCAGUUGAAAGAUCUCUCAAGAGGUGGAGAAUCUGGUAUUUCCAUUGAUGGCGUUGAUGUCAACAAUAUUGUGCUAGUGGGGAUGGUAUCCAAGAUAGACAAUGCUGUCUCAGUUUGUACUUUUAGGGUUGAUGAUGGCACAGGAUGGGUUGAAUGCACCAAAUGGAUUCAUGAACAUGUAGACUCAGCUGAAGUAGAUGUGAUCUCGUAAGUUAUUUGUCAUUUUACUUCUAAGUUUAUGUAGUCUAAUU